This is a messenger RNA of Echinops telfairi (small Madagascar hedgehog), 771 nucleotides long. It is a transcript of the gene MYF5, whose product is annotated as myogenic factor 5. NCBI's taxonomy places the organism in Eukaryota, Metazoa, Chordata, Mammalia, Afrosoricida, Tenrecidae. The coding region runs from base 1 to 771 and encodes 256 amino acids. The transcript has 3 exons. Gene Ontology annotation, molecular function: DNA-binding transcription factor activity, RNA polymerase II-specific; RNA polymerase II cis-regulatory region sequence-specific DNA binding; protein dimerization activity. Gene Ontology annotation, biological process: muscle organ development; positive regulation of myoblast differentiation; regulation of transcription by RNA polymerase II. The record is from RefSeq and is a predicted model, not a curated record.
AUGGACGUGAUGGACAGCUGUCAGUUCUCCCCUUCCGAGUACUUCUACGACGGCUCCUGUAUCCCAUCCCCCGAGGGCGAUUUCCGAGAGGAGUUCGAGCCCAGAGGGGCUGCCUUCGGUGGGCACAAAGCAGAGUUGCAAGGCUCGGAUGAAGACGAGCACGUGCGAGCGCCUACAGGUCACCACCAGGCUGGCCACUGCCUCAUGUGGGCAUGCAAGGCGUGCAAGAGAAAGUCCACUACCACGGAUCGGAGGAAGGCAGCCACCAUGCGCGAGCGGAGGCGCCUGAAGAAGGUGAACCAGGCUUUUGAGACGCUCAAGAGGUGCACCACGACCAACCCCAACCAGAGGCUGCCCAAGGUGGAGAUCCUCAGGAAUGCCAUCCGCUAUAUCGAGAGCUUGCAAGAGCUCCUGAGGGAGCAGGUGGAAAACUACUACAGCCUCCCGGGACAGAGCUGCUCUGAGCCCACCAGCCCCACCUCCAACUGCUCUGAUGGCAUGCCUGAAUGUAACAGCCCAGUCUGGUCCAGAAAGAGCAGCAGUUUCGACAGCGUCUACUCCCCUGAUGUACCAAAUGUAUUCUCCACAGACAAAAACUCUUUAUCCAGCUUGGAUUGCUUAUCCAGCAUAGUGGAUCGGAUCACCUCCACAGAGCAGCAACCUGGCUUGCCUCUCCAGGACCCUGCCUCUCUCUCCCCAGUGGCCAGCAUCGAUUCACAGCCUGCCACCCCAGGGACCUCGAGCUCCAGGCUCAUCUAUCAUGUGCUAUGA